UCAGAUCAGUCCACAGCUUCAAAUCAUCCAAUCAGGUGUGAGUGAGAGCUGCUUUUCUACUGAACACACAAGUUGAUUUCCUCACUAUCACUGUGUCUGAACAGGAACGAUGAUCUCACUCUUUGUGGCGCUUUACUCUCUGCUUUGUCUCUGCACAGCUGUAAAAACAUCUGACAUCAAGGAGCUUCACGUGAGAACAGUAAAGAGUGGAGAAGAUGUAAUUAUAGCGUGUGAUCUCAGUCUGAUCAGAGACAAAAGUAAAGUAGUCUGGUACAGACAGAGUUUUGGAAAAGUGCCUCAGUUUUUUGCAAAAUAUUACGGGACAAAUAGUUACACAUUUACUGAUGGAUUUAAUGAUAAUCGUUUCGGUGUUACUGUAAAUGAGCAUCAGUUUGAUCUUAACAUUAAGAAUCUGAGAGAAGAUUUCUGUGGAGAAAUGGAGAAAACUACAAUAAAGUUCACAUCUGGAGCACGUCUGCAAUUUGAAGAUAAAGAGAUGAAACUCUGUCCUUCACCUGGACCAGGAAACAAAACCACAGGUUCUGUUACACACCAGAAUUCAACCAGCAGAGGAGGUGAUUCUUGGGUGAUUUACACUUUAACGACCUUCAGUAUAAUAUCUGUUAUUGUAAUCAUGGUUCUGGUUGGUGUUUUAUUUAAAAGUCAAAGAAAAGGUGCUUCAUCACGAAAGCCUGAAAUCAGCAGCAAUCAGGCUGAUGUUGCCCUGAACUAUGCAGCUGUGAAUUUUGCUAAGAAACCUUCAUCCUCCAGAACAUCCAGAAACAUGAAGAAAUAAAGAUGUUCAUUUACAAGUAAAAUUAAUAGAUCCAAAGAAAUUACUUUAGACUUGAAAAAAAAAGAAAUUAUUUUAUAGUACAGAAGCGUCAUAUUUUAAUCAGACAACAUU
Messenger RNA from Silurus meridionalis, 907 nucleotides. RefSeq lists its product as uncharacterized. The record is from RefSeq and is a predicted model, not a curated record. The transcript is spliced from 6 exons. The coding region runs from base 110 to 796 and encodes 228 amino acids. NCBI's taxonomy places the organism in Eukaryota, Metazoa, Chordata, Actinopteri, Siluriformes, Siluridae.